GCUCACCUGUUACCGCGCGCUCUUACUGCGCCGACUCGCGGGGGGGUUUCCCAGCAGUGACGUAGGGGGAUUUCCACCCGGUCAGCUCGGGCUAGAAGAGGCACAAAGUGAAACGAAUUUGGUAGAAAACGUGAGUUAUUUUGAUACACGGGCAGAAGCAGAAGUACAGCAGCGCUGCAGAGACUCAGAGCCGCAGUCACCGACCUUUAGUACAGCUCCAAUGAGUACAUAACCCAGCUAACCGGACCUCAGCCCAGUACCAGACUAACCCUGUUUUACCAGCCUAGUCCUUCACCUGCCAUGAGAAAUAUGAACGGACCAGCUCGCAACGGUACCCUAGGCACUGGCGCUCUCGACCUUGAUGAAAUAAACGAGUUCAUUGUUGAGAGCGGAUUUAAACUCCCUGGACCUCCUCCUCCUCCUUCUCUUACUCCUACAGAAAUAAGUAAUGGGCCAGUGCUCGUCUCUAGAUGCACAGACUCCCCACAGCGUCCUAAUUUAUUCCCACAAGUCCCUUCUGCUGGAACCAGAAACAUGUCAUCUCUACCGUCGUCUCGUGGACCCAAGGCUCAAGCACAGCGACGUGGGACCCCAGUGGGAAGGUCUGCCCGCUCCCAUCAGACGGGCACAGAGCAGCUGGAGAGACUCCUGAACAAACCCCAGCUGCAGGUGGUAGAGCAGCCCAAAGAGCGUGGCAUGAGGUUUCGCUACGAGUGUGAGGGCCGCUCUGCCGGCAGCAUCCUGGGAGCCUCCAGCACUGAAGUCAACAAGACCCUGCCUGCCAUCGAGAUCCAGGGGCCAAUCGAGGGGAUUAAAAAGGUGACAGUGACGGUGUCUCUGGUGACUAAGGACAUCCCUUACCGUCCGCACCCGCACUGCUUAGUUGGAAAGGAUUGUUCAGAUGGAAUCUGUAUCAUUUCGCUAAAUCCUCACACAACCCGACGCCACAGUUUUGUGAAUUUAGGCAUCCAGUGUGUUCGGAGGAAGGAAUUAGAUGCCUCACUGAUCAAGAGGAGGAAUAAAAAUAUUGAUCCAUUCAACACUGGACAGUCAAAGAGCAUUGAAGACAUGGACAUGAACGUGGUGAGACUGUGUUUCCAGUGCGAGCUGGAAUUGGAGGAUGGAGACAGGAUCCAGCUCAGUCCUGUGGUUUCCAACCCAAUCUAUGAUAAGAAAGCUACAACGACUGCAGAGCUGAAGAUCAACAGGCUGAAUAUUGUCAGGGGUCCUUGUUCAGGAAAGACUGAGAUCUACAUGCUGUGCGACAAAGUGCAAAAAGAUGACAUUGAGAUCAUCUUCCAUCAUGACGACUGGGAGGCCAAGGCGGAGUUUGCCCAGACAGACGUCCACCGUCAGAUCGCCAUUGUCUUCAAGGCUCCGCCGUAUCAGGAGCAGGACAUCAGCGAGGAAGUGGAGGUCAACGUGUGUCUGCGUCGCAUUUCGGACCGCAUGCACAGCGAUCCGGUCAAAUUCACCUACGUUCCACUUGACCAAGAUCCAUAUGAAGUAGACCGGAAGAGGAAGAUUAAAUCAGAUAUCAAGUUCAGCGAGGACUGCCGUGGCACGUCAGCUCCAGACAGGAUUAUAAACAAACCAGCUACGUCUCACCAGAUUGACACGUUCAAUUUUAUCCCGUUUGAUUGUGGUAUCCCAUUAGCAACUCCUCUCCAGGACUUCUUAGGUACUUCCAGCCAGCCUUCACUGGGUCAGGGGCUGGAAGACCUGUAUGCAGAUCCCUUUGGUCAAGAGGACAGCUGUGUGAGUUUGGAUCCAGACGCCAUGGGAAACCUCUUGGUCAGCAUUUCCGAGUGUAUUGGUCAACAGAAUCUUUUCCAGCUUUUUAACAACGCGGAUCCUGGGUUUGAUGGCUCAGAUCCGAACUUGAACAUAGACAUGGGGCAGCCUCAGAUGAAUUUAAGUUCCUAUAGUGACAUGCACUUCAACCAGAUGGUGAGCGACCGGAACCAUGGCACAGAUCCCGAGUCCCUGCCUCAAGACUUAAUCGGCAUUUCCUUAGGUCAAGUCAAGACAGAAAACGAAGGAGAUUCGUAGAUUUGUAAUAGGCCUCGCUGGUUACUUAGAAGAGGAAGUCAUGACUGUAAGGUCUGAACACUGAUGCGUUUGCAUGUGCGUUUUGAUCCAUGCCGGAUACCAUAUACUGUUCUGUCUGAAGGGCUCCUAACAUGAACAUGGACCAGGACCAGGAGUCAGACAUAUAGAGCCAAGCUGAGCCCAUUCUGAUGGACCUCUUGACAGGCUGUUAGGAAAAUUUGUUUUCCUGCAGCAAAAUGUCUGCUCAGGCCCAGUCUGAAGAAUGUAUGGAGAAUGUAUGGAGAAUAUGUGCGCAAGAAGAAACAGCUUGAUACCUGUGUGCUUGUAGUCCAUAAGAAAAGGCCAGGAUUCCUGCUGCGAUAAUCUAAAAUCUGUUAAUUCAGAUUAUUUGGGAGAAGCAUGUAGCUAAUAAGUUGCCAUGCACUAAAAGAAAGGGAAGUGACCUUUGCUGCUUAAAUGAAAUAGAAAAGUCAUUGCUUUACUGUAAAGUGACAUCAUUGCAUUCUCACUAACCCAGUGUGUCAGAACUUUACUUGGACCAAAAAAGCUAAAUUACACAUUUAUCCAUACAGCCUUUAGUCUGCAGUAGUCAUCUGUGUGUAGUGUAGAAUGAUUACAUAAUGGUAGAGCCUGUGUAAGGUGAAAAUUUCUGCUGGAUUUCUGCUUUGUGUCAAGCAAUAGCAUUACAAAUUAUACAUAUUAAAUAGAUAUUCACUGCUAAAUUAUGUAUGUGACAGGAUGAAGUGCAUACCGAGCAGCAGAGGUGGGUAUUAUAAUAAUAAUACAUUAAUAAAGAAAUAGUUUACUGCUUGAAAAGCAAUAAGAGAGGACGCAUAAAACAAGAAGCUCACACUGAAGUACGGUAACUACAGUCAUGACCAAAAAUAAAAGAACCCCUGUACUUCUUAUAGAAAAUUCAACACAUUUCCCUGAUAAUUGUUGCAUUUACAAAUGCUUUAAUAUUCACGUUUUUUUUUACUGCCUAUAUUGAAAUUGCACAAAAAAAGCAGAGAGAAGUGCAUGGGUGUGAAUAUUUUUGGCCAUGACUAAAAAUAUCAGUAACAAGUACUGUAGACUUAAUUCCCCCUAAGUGUGUAUGUAUAUAAGUAUGUACACAGAAAUAAAUUAACAGUAAAAGUGUGCAAUAUGGCCUUUAAAAAAUAUCACACUAUUUUACUUACUAUUUUUUUGCUGUAAAAAUAUUUUUGUCAAUAUGACGAAAAAACACAGAUUUCUUUUUUAUUAUUAAAUUCAAGAGCAAGCUACGUAAACAAAAUAAUAAUAUUAACUUUCAAAUUUGAUUUAAUAAAAAAAGGAAUAGUUUAAAUCAUUCAGAACAAACAACACAAACAUUUUAAACUCUAACAUUUUGUCUAUAUUUAAUUUCGUGAACAGCAUUAACAUUCCAAGACUCAAAUGUUGUAUAUAAGAAUAAUACUAGAACAAUAGAUAAUAUUGCAUAAAAAUAAUGUCUAAUGCAAAACUAAGGAGCUCAAUAUUAGUGCAUGCAUAUAAACUGCAAACACAAACAAUUAACAAUUAUGUAAACAUUUUUUAAGCUUUAAAAAAAUAUUGGACAAGCCACUUCCAAUUUCACUUCAUUUUAAAAUGUCUAGUUGUGGUCUCUAGUGUGAGCUGUUUUUUGUGAGGAAAAAAAAAGUGUUCAGGUGUUUCUAUUUAGCCCUGCUUUAGUGGUCUCUGACGAAAGACGGGGUUUGGGCUCUUGCUCUUAGUCUUAGUUACAAAGGUGAAGUUAACCCUUAAACUUUGCGAUCGCGAAAAAAACUAGGAAUCGUGGAUUUUAGCAGAAAAAUACCUUUUUUAAAGUACCCAUCUCUGCCUAGCACAUUCCAGCACUGUUAUGUAAUGUGCGGUGUACAUAUAUUUUUAAACAGAACUAGAGAACUGAAGGAAAUGGCAGAUAUAGAGUGAACGCCCUGCAUUGCUAGAAGGUACACUUAACUAUGUAUUUUUGUGUGUAGAAUAUGCAGAAGUAACUAAGCUUUGUGUGAAGUGAACCAGUUUUCCUGCUUGUAAAAAAGUGUCAACGACUGCAUAUGUGCGCAUGUCCUAUUAAAAGUUUGGUUCAUAUUUUA
Molecule: messenger RNA, 4148 nt
Organism: Astyanax mexicanus (Mexican tetra)
Lineage: Eukaryota; Metazoa; Chordata; Actinopteri; Characiformes; Acestrorhamphidae
Gene: relb
Product: v-rel avian reticuloendotheliosis viral oncogene homolog B
Exons: 11
Coding region: 301-2052 (583 amino acids)
Biological process (GO): regulation of transcription by RNA polymerase II; innate immune response; cellular response to stress
Cellular component (GO): cytoplasm
Molecular function (GO): RNA polymerase II cis-regulatory region sequence-specific DNA binding; DNA-binding transcription factor activity, RNA polymerase II-specific
Source: RefSeq, a predicted model, not a curated record